This is a messenger RNA of Teleopsis dalmanni, 814 nucleotides long. Its product is annotated as probable peptidyl-tRNA hydrolase 2. The record is from RefSeq and is a predicted model, not a curated record. Gene Ontology annotation, cellular component: mitochondrion; cytosol. Bases 140 to 673 code for a protein of 177 amino acids. Lineage: Eukaryota; Metazoa; Arthropoda; Insecta; Diptera; Diopsidae. The transcript is spliced from 2 exons. Gene Ontology annotation, molecular function: peptidyl-tRNA hydrolase activity.
AAUGCCCCAACUCGUGUACGAUUAAACAAAAAACGUCCGCGGCUACCAAAAGCAGCUGAUAUUGCCUUUACAAUUAUUGAUGAAAUGCUAUAUAUCGUGUAAUUCACAUUAAUUUAAACUAUAAAAGCUAUUGAUAACAAUGGGAGAUAAAUUACUAGAUGCAACACAAUUACUAAACGGAAUUGCGGUGCUUUUAUCGUUUUUCGUUGGCUACAAAUAUGCAUUAAAGAGGCACAAUUUAACUGAUGAUAGUGCAAAAGGUGCAGCUAAAAUGUCUGAAAGCAUGGAUAAACUAGACAUGCCUUUUAGUAAUUUCGGUGGAAAUUAUAAAAUGGUACUCGUAGUACGUAAUGACCUAAAAAUGGGCAAAGGUAAAGUAGCGGCUCAAUGUGGACAUGGUGCCGUUGGAGCUUACCAAAAGGCUAUAGUUACUUCACCUAGAUUAGUACAGGCUUGGGAAAAUACAGGCUGUGCGAAAAUUGCUCUUAAAGUUGAGAGUGAAAGAGAAAUGAUGGCUAUUAAACGAGCAGCAGACUUACACAGUUUAAGCUCUUGUCUUAUUCGUGACGCUGGGCGAACACAAAUCGAACCAAAUUCUAAAACAGUUUUAGCAAUUGGGCCAGCAAGGGCAGAAGACAUCGAUAAAGUAACUGGGCAUUUAAAAUUACUUUAAAUAGUGCCAUGUAGGCUUAGGUUAGAUAUAUUUAAAUUAAAUAAAAUUGUAAUAAGUUUAUUUAUAUCCUAAAAUGACACUACGAAUAAUUGUUUAGUACUUAUCAUAAUUAAGAUAAAUUAAUAAAUUGUUUUCGUGAAA